This is a messenger RNA of Hymenoscyphus albidus, 1890 nucleotides long. The record is from the annotation of a GenBank genome assembly. NCBI's taxonomy places the organism in Eukaryota, Fungi, Ascomycota, Leotiomycetes, Helotiales, Helotiaceae.
AAUAGAUGAGACGGAGGCGGAGCACGAGCACAUGGAGCUUUACCCCGUAUUAAACUGCCAUCACCACCCACACCCGCAUUCGUUAUUAUGACAUAGUCUAGCUAUUGCACUUAAUUCUGUACGACAACACCACUUAAUUUCUGCAGCUCUAGCAUUUACCAGCCGAGGAGGAUUCGGACCAUACACCUUCUGGAAUCACUUAUCGAUAGCCAGGAUUUGAAAGGUACAUUCACACGCCCGCCUCGUCACCGGGACCAUCUCCCCUCCAAAUCGCUGUCGCAUGAUCAAAGGGGGUUCACUCAGCACAAAUGUCGACCACCACCAUGACCUUAACAUUAGCACCAGCAGGUGGCUCCGGAUCAUGCUGUCCCAACUGCGGUGUCGGGCUCCCAUCUCAUUCCUUCAUGGCCGCCGAAGCCCAGCGACAAAUCGAGGAUCUACAAGCCCAAGUCCGCCUACUAAACGACAAAGCAACCGCAGCAGGUUCGUACACCUUUGCGCAAGACCCCCGAGAGCAGAUACUAAUCAGAAGCAAAGUGGACAAAUGGGCCGACUACGAGGAUGAAAUCCGGCAACUACGCGCCCAACUGAAUCAAGAAAAAGAAGCUCGCGAAUCCCUUGAGAAGCGCGACACAAGUCCCUCGCGAUUCUCCUACCUCCCCGUACAAAACCGACUUUCCUCAUUCCUGACACCUAAGAAAUCAACGCCGAAUUUACAAGCUCCUCCUCCUUCGCCUUCGGCUACCGAAGCCCAGCUCGCGGCCGCCUUGACGAAGGAACAGGAACUGAGAGCUGCGUCGGAGAAGAAGUUGGACGAAGCGAGUGGGGAACUGGAAGACCUAACGGCGCAGCUAUUCCAGCAGGCUAAUGAGAUGGUGGCGACGGAGAGGAAGGCGAGGGCGAAGUUGGAGGAGCGGGUUGCGGUUCUGGAAAGUAGGGAUGGGGAAAAGAGGAGGAGGUUGGAGAAGUUGGAAGGGGCCGUGGCGAGGAUUGAAAGGGUUAGGGGGUUAUUGGCGCCGGGCAGAUGAGAACGUUUCGAUUGAAAAGGAGAGGAAUGCGCAAGAUUGCAAGAAAGGAAGGGAUUUGAUGAGGAAGGGAAUCCGAAAAUGCAUCAAGCUUGGGAUUCGAGUUCGGUAUCGAAAGUUUACGAAAGAGCCUCGCAGGUAUAACAGAACGAGUUCGGCAGAACAGGCAAAUUGCUAUAAACGACUGCGGAUCCAACAUCAUCUGGUUCCAGUCACAUCGCAACCACGAGAAACAUUAACGAAAAUUUCGAUUCUUUCAGUCACUCCCUCAGAUUUCGAACUCUUUCUCUCCGAGCUAUGGCGAGAUUUCCUCAUCGAGCCAACGCCCUAUUUGGUAUUAUCCGCUCUCUGUUACAUAGGCUUCAUCCUAUUACUCGGGCGAUACUACGACCUUGUCUGGAAGUUUUGGCUCUUCGUGGCCUGGAUAUUUGUGCCUUUGGAUGAUAACGACUGGACAUCAGGGUAUACCUGAAAAUCCUCCUGGGUAUUAGGCGUUUGGAAGACAACCACGGUAACUUAUGAGAGAUGGUUGAUGGACUGAAGACUUUUUUCUUUUUACCUACUUUUCUUUUCUUCUGGUUGUUUUGCAUACGGCACCAUAGGGUUUAGCGUUCUGGGCUUUCGGAAACUGAAAACUUGGGCUUUGGGAGUUCGGAAUUCUGGUAUUUUCAAUUGCAUCCUUGGGGGUUUGUUCUUUCUGUUGGGAUACUUGGAACGGGAGCUAUGGUAGGGGGGAAUACCCUGGGAACUUGACUGACUGCUUACGGCGAACUUAUCAUUCUUAUUCUUCUUCUACCUUUUUUAAUGAUUCCUAAUGAAUGAGAAAUGCAAUACUUCAACUCUGUUCUAUAUCUUGUGUCUAUAG